Drosophila suzukii is the source of this 243-nucleotide messenger RNA. Lineage: Eukaryota; Metazoa; Arthropoda; Insecta; Diptera; Drosophilidae. The record is from RefSeq and is a predicted model, not a curated record.
AUGAUUUUUGUAUUCAAAUGCGGAUUGCUCCAACCAGUUUGGGCAGUUCCUUCAGCACCCAAGGGAGUGUCCGCUGACUGGCAGGACACCAUAUCCUGGAUUGGCCCAUCGCCCAUCGGUCAAGCUGUGUGCGAAUCCCAUCCAAAAUGGCCAAUGUCCCAUGUUCGGUUCUCGCUUUUUAUUACUGCCAACUCUUUGUUCGCUGGCCUCGACAAAGGGUCAAUUCGAAAGGGCAACAGUUGA